UCGUGGGUCAAUUACCUUCCCCUCUCUUCGCCUAACCGGAAUCUAAUCUAAUAAUACCAAAGAAAGGGGCCAAGGCAUGUACUUGUCAGUUGGCCGCAACAUAUAAAACCCACAUCCCCCCCACCGGUACCUGCCCUCAUCAGAUACAAACGUUUCUUUCCCUCCCCUGCUCUUUUCUCUCUAUCUGGAGCUUCAAGGCGCGUGCUUAGAAUGGCAAAGAAGGGAGAAGAAAGAGAUAUGGGUAUGUUCUUCGAUGGGAUCAUAAAGUCCAUGCCUUUGUUUGCUAAAGAGUUGGUUGCUGGUGGUGUUGCUGGAGGCCUUGCUAAGUCGGUUGUCGCUCCUCUUGAGCGUGUCAAGAUUUUGUUUCAGACUAGACAAGCAGAGUUUCGCAGCGUAGGCCUCUUUAGAUCCUUCGAAAAGAUUGCAAAGACAGAAGGCAUCAUUGGUUUCUACAGGGGAAAUGGUGCUAGUGUCGCUCGAAUUGUUCCCUAUGCAGCACUUCAUUAUAUGACUUACGAGCAAUACCGUAGAUGGAUCAUCAAACGUUUUCCUGACAUUCCAAGAGGCCCUCUUCUUGAUCUUGUUGCUGGAUCAUUUGCAGGAGGAACUGCUGUGCUUUUUACUUAUCCUCUUGAUUUGGUUCGGACCAAAUUAGCUUAUCAGGUUGUUGGUCCAUCGAAGAUUAAUGCCAUAGGAGUAGUUAAUACAGAACAAGUUUACAGAGGGAUUCUCGAUUGUUUUUCAAAGACUUACAAAGGAUCAGGGCUCAGAGGGCUCUACCGUGGUGUCGCACCAUCGCUUUAUGGAAUUUUUCCAUAUUCUGGUUUGAAGUUUUACUGCUACGAGGAGAUGAAGCGUCAUGUCCCUCGUGAGCAGAAGAAAAAUAUAAUAGUGAAUCUAGCAUGUGGAUCUGUAGCUGGUCUGUUGGGACAAACUUUCACAUAUCCCCUUGAUGUUGUGAGGAGGCAAAUGCAGGUCCAAAGGGUAUUGGCAUCGAAUAGUCCUGAGCUGAAAGGAACAAUGGAAACACUCAUCAUGAUUGCUAAAAAUCAAGGCUGGAAGCAAUUAUUUUCAGGGCUGAGCAUCAACUACCUGAAGGUUGUUCCGUCUGUGGCAAUUGGCUUUACAGUCUAUGACAUGCUGAAAUCAACCCUGAGAGUUCCAUCCCAUGAUGAAGCUGUGAUAGAAGUGGUUACAAAUAAAAGAAAUACCCGAACAUCAUCUCUUCACACGUAACAAUAAGUAAUAUUCAUCUCAUUGAUCCUUUGGGCCGCCAUUGAGGUGCUUUGCUUCACGUUUAAAGCUCUUCUGUUACAAUUGAUCCCGAGUCAGGCUAUCGAACUUGUACAUUCCAUUCUUUUAAGCUGUAGAUUAAGACUUCCAUUAGUUUCAAUCCCUCACCAAAUAAACUUUGUAAGAGGUCGAGCUUACAUACAUUUUCGAAGUGUGGUCCAGUAGUAAAGUUAGUCGGUUAUACCUGUAACAGUUUCUCCCUCAAGGAUGAUGAGUCUUGCAGGAUUAGAUUCAUAAUCAAUGUACAUAAUUGGAGGGUAUUAAUUCAAUAAAGAAUUUUUUUUACUUCUGCUA
Molecule: messenger RNA, 1587 nt
Organism: Hibiscus syriacus
Lineage: Eukaryota; Viridiplantae; Streptophyta; Magnoliopsida; Malvales; Malvaceae
Product: mitochondrial carrier protein CoAc2-like
Exons: 7
Coding region: 211-1236 (341 amino acids)
Biological process (GO): transmembrane transport
Cellular component (GO): mitochondrial inner membrane
Source: RefSeq, a predicted model, not a curated record